UCCACAGCAUAGUCAUUUAACUAUAAGCUUGGUCUGUGACUAAAUUUUCCUCUUUGCCAUCUGUGAAUUUAGUAGAUUGAGAUAUCAUAAUCAAUCGGCGUUCUUUACGUGGAUAGGCGGUGUUGGCGGAGUCUCGUCGCCAACAUGAAAUCUGUCAUUUCUCUAUUAUUGGUGUGCCUCUGUAUCAAUUUCAGUAUGGCUGGCAAAAUUAAGGAACUCAAGGACGAGUGGGACGUUCCAGAACACUACAAACGACCGGCAAAAAUUUUGCACAGAAUAUGUCUCGCAGAAUCUGGUGCUGACGAGGAGAUAAUUAAGCAGUGUAUGGACGGAACGUUGCACGAUCAACGGGAAGUCAAAUGCUAUAUCUACUGUCUCUUCCACAAAGUCGAUGUAAUCGACGAAGCUACCGGACGAAUUUUGUUGGAUCGUUUAGCUCCACUGGCCCCGAAUAGCGAUAUGCGGGAUGCAUUCGAGCAUCUUACUAGGGAAUGUGGACAUAUCGAAACGGAUGACCCUUGUGAUACGGCUUAUGAGGUUGCAAAAUGCUACUUUGCAGCCCACGAUGAAGUUAUGCGGUUCUGCCAUUUACUUAUGGCAGAUGUAACUAAUUAAAAGAUAAAUAAGCAACCCGAAUCGUUAUUAUGGACCCCAACGAUUAUUGAACUAUCUUCAAGCAACUGCAAUACUGAUUCCCACUAGUAUUAAAAGAGAAGCAAAACAAAACAUACGUGCAGGACAAUCUCGCAGAAAUCA
Messenger RNA from Toxorhynchites rutilus septentrionalis, 756 nucleotides. RefSeq names its product pheromone-binding protein-related protein 6 (gene Obp69a). The coding region runs from base 145 to 615 and encodes 156 amino acids. Lineage: Eukaryota; Metazoa; Arthropoda; Insecta; Diptera; Culicidae. Gene Ontology annotation, biological process: sensory perception of smell. Gene Ontology annotation, molecular function: odorant binding. The record is from RefSeq and is a predicted model, not a curated record. The transcript has 3 exons.